AUCUCCAUUCGGAACAUUCCCACAAGAAUCUGCUUAUAGGAGUUUUGCCAUCCCUAUUUUCGUGGCCGUUUGCAAUUUUUUCUUGGAAUUUAAUUACAAACCAAAUUCCUAGCCAAGCCAAACAAUCCCGUGAAAAUUCUUAUCCACAGAGACAACACCACAAGGCUUAAGCUUCGCGCUCAGCAGAGUCACUACUCACUCAUAGGGUCAGCUUAUUUGGGCAUGGCAACGUCAAUCUCUCCGACUCCCACACUACCCUCUGUCCGCUCCUCUAUUUUCCCACAAAACCCUCCCAAACCCCUCCUUUCCCUUCCAGAGUUCUUUCGUGGAGGCUCCAAUUCCAGCUGCGUGAAACGCUCAUGGGCCUCUUCUUCAAGCUAUGUCACUCUCAAGCUUUCCAAUGCCUUUAGAGUCUCUGCAAGACCCUUACUUUCCAAAGGGGCCUUGUUGAACAGGAGAAUGGGAAUCGUGAGGGCUGCAACUAUUGAAGAAAUUGAAGCUGAAAAAGCUGCCAUUGAGAAAGAUGUCAAAAUCAGGAUGGAAAGAAGUAUUGAAAGUGUUCGGGCAAAUUUCAAUUCCAUAAGGACAGGGAGAGCAAACCCAGCAAUGCUUGAUAAAAUUGAGGUGGAAUACUAUGGAAGUCCAGUUAGCUUGAAGAGCAUUGCUCAAAUUAGCACCCCUGAUGCCUGUUCUCUUCUGGUACAGCCAUAUGACAAAUCAAGCUUGAAGGCUAUUGAGAAAGCCAUAGUUAGCUCUGAUGUUGGUAUGACUCCAAAUAAUGAUGGUGAAGUGAUAAGGUUGACUCUCCCACAAUUGACAUCUGAAAGGAGGAAGGAACUAUCAAAGGUAGUGGCUAAACAAGCUGAAGAAGGGAAGGUAGCUUUGAGGAAUAUAAGAAGAGAUGCAUUGAAAGCUUAUGAAAAACUUGAGAAGGAGAAAAAGCUUUCUGAAGAUAACGUGAAGGAUUUGUCAAGUGAUUUGCAGAAGUUGACAGAUGAGUAUAUGAAAAAGGUUGAUACCAUCUUCAAACAAAAAGAGAAGGAAUUGCUGACAGUUUGAUGCUUCAGUAUACAAAAUAUAUUGGGAUCUCUAGAAGUGUGGCAUAAGGUGAUAAGGAUGGGUCAUAUGCUCAUAUUGAUGUGGUAAUAAACUUCGGUACAAAACUUUUAAUUAUUUUGUUCUGAUCAUCUAAGAAUUUCUCAUUGUAAAUUGUUUACGUUUUUUGGUGUGUGGCAUAAAGAUGGGUCGUAUGCUCAUUGAUGUUGCACAUGGUCGACUCUCCAAAAGACAUGAGUUGUGUAGGUUUCGUUGAAAUCCUGUGAUUCAUGCAAAUUAUCAUACUUUUCUCUCCGAAUUGCGUAAACAAGAAACAGCAGUGCAAAUGUAAAUUUUAUGGGAUGUGAGACAUGUUUUGUGUUGCUCUACUCGAUUUUCAUUUC
Arachis duranensis is the source of this 1439-nucleotide messenger RNA. Its product is annotated as ribosome-recycling factor, chloroplastic. Bases 223 to 1059 code for a protein of 278 amino acids. Gene Ontology annotation, cellular component: chloroplast. NCBI's taxonomy places the organism in Eukaryota, Viridiplantae, Streptophyta, Magnoliopsida, Fabales, Fabaceae. The transcript is spliced from 12 exons. Gene Ontology annotation, molecular function: ribosomal large subunit binding. Gene Ontology annotation, biological process: plastid translation. The record is from RefSeq and is a predicted model, not a curated record.